AUUGAAAUGGACCUUAUACCACCCGCCUGCCCCUAAGCCAAAAUGUCGACUUUCAAUGGCAUUAUCCACGAGUUCCCAGAUAUAAGAAUCGACUUCUUUCGAGGAUUCCAAAGUCAGCCCCCAUUGGCUUGCUUCUUAAGCCACAUACAUAGUGAUCAUCUCGCUGGGCUUGACCGGCUUAGAAGCCCAUUUGUCUACUGUUCAGCGGCGACAAGGGAAAUUUUGCUUCGCCUUGAGAAGUACCCCUGUCGGCUGAACUAUGCCAAAGGAAUCUUCGAGGAUCCGCGUAUGCAGACAUACAAGCAUCUUGCCAAAGUGCUGAAGCCUAUUCCUCUUGAUACGCCCACUGAAGUCGAAUUAGAGCCCGGCAAGAGUAUUCAAGUGACGCUCUUGGAUGCCAACCACUGCGCCGGCGCCGUUAUGUUUCUUAUUGAAGGCAAUGGAAGGGCUGUGUUGUACACCGGAGAUAUCAGGAGCGAGCCCUGGUGGGUCAAUUCCAUUGCCAGAAACCCUAGCAUAAUCGAGUACUCAUCCGGACUAAAGACGCUCGACCGUAUCUACCUUGAUACAUCGAUGCUGGAUGACUUCCCCCUGCAGACGAAGGCCGAAGGACUCCACGAACUUUUAGAGAAGAUUGCACGCUACCCAAAAGACACCUGUUUCUUCAUGCAAGCAUGGACUUACGGAUAUGAAGAGGUCUGGGUUGCCCUUUCAAAGGCCCUCAAUUCGAAGAUACACGUCGACAAGUACAAGAUGGGUGUUUAUAAGUCUCUCGCGACGAAACCAAAAGAUAGCCGCUUCGCCGCGCAAACUCACUUGAUCAAGGAAGCACCCUAUCUAGUCGGGUUCACUUGCGGUAAUAACCAGCGCGAGGGUUGCUUAACAUUGUAUGAAAAUGUGCGGAUUCAUAGCUGCGAGAAGGGAACGAGCUGCGCUGUAGGUACAAAACCGAUUGUCUGGAUUAAACCUAUUGUCGCGCAUCUUAAGGACGGGCGGGAUAUGGUUGAAGUAGGCAUUGGUGGGGGCGGCGAUGAUCUAGCUCAAAAACCGAGUCUCGAGGCUGAAGACAUCGUAUCAUUGAUUGACUUAAUCGAGCGGAAUGAUCAAUUGCUUGGUGAACUAGGAACCGAAGUCAAGCGUAUCCUUCAGAAAGCGCGAGUUACUUCCAGAGACAUCGAGAUAGAUAUGGAUGUGUCCGAGUUCACGGAGAAAGAGUCGAUCACGGAAAUUUUCAAAUCAGUCGUCAAGAAAGUAAACGCGAUCCAUAACCCGGUGAAGAAAUUGGAGAAAAACAACCAAUCCAGCACGCUAUCCAAUCGAAUUAUCUUUCCAUAUGCGAGGCACUCUUCUCUUCCCGAGCUGCGACAUCUCGUUAAGACUUUCAAACCAAAGGAUAUUUGGCCAUGUACGGUGGAUCCAGCUGACUGGAUACAAAAGGGUAUCACAAUGCGAGGUCUCUUCGGUGAUCUCUGUACUGAAAAUAUCUUCGAGCAUGACCGUAUGAUAGACCAAAUACAAGAGCUGCAGCGCGAGCCGCAAGGGGAAGUUGAAGAGAGGGAAAGUCAACCGGAAACCCAGCCAGCAGCAGCACUGUUCUCCUCUAGCCCCAUCAUUCCACCCGCCGAGGUGCCUCAACCCCGCGAACCCACUAUGGGGAAAGCUAUCCAGCCAUCUGUAUCCCCACCGCCUCAUAGUAAACGAGAUUACGACUCUUUCCAAAACGGUCAAGAACCGAGUAUCAAGUCGACUUCAUCAUCAGAGGGUGAAUUCCUCUCGGAAGAUUCUCAAGCCUCCGCGCUAUCUGAUCAUGCCUACGACACGAGACUACGCGCCUUCAGAGCAGCACAGGCUAAUAUGGAAGGCGAUGGCCCUUGGAACACUAUCAAUCUCAUAUCAACGACAGACAAUCACAGCACACUCGAUCCGGAGUUAUGA
Annulohypoxylon maeteangense is the source of this 1935-nucleotide messenger RNA. RefSeq names its product Metallo-hydrolase/oxidoreductase. The record is from RefSeq and is a predicted model, not a curated record. Gene Ontology annotation, molecular function: 5'-3' DNA exonuclease activity; damaged DNA binding. Bases 43 to 1935 code for a protein of 630 amino acids. The transcript is spliced from 6 exons. Gene Ontology annotation, biological process: double-strand break repair via nonhomologous end joining; interstrand cross-link repair; protection from non-homologous end joining at telomere. NCBI's taxonomy places the organism in Eukaryota, Fungi, Ascomycota, Sordariomycetes, Xylariales, Hypoxylaceae.